GAGAUAGGAAAGGAAGUGUUGUAGCUCCUCUCAUAUGCAGUUAGAGAAUCUGAACAGCUCUUAUCAUGGUGCUGAUCAAAUACUUCUGGGUCACGUCAAGAUUUAGGAAACUUCCUUAGACAAUUCGACCUCAACCCCGGUCUAACCCUCACAGGAAGUAGCAGCUCAGUUUACCAGAGCAGUCACUAAACAUGUGUGAGGAGCAGACUGUGUCUCUGGUGGAUGUUGUGGAGGAAGACGAAGAGCUGGAGGAAGAAGCUUCAGCUGUUUUGGCAGGAAGUGACUCAGAUCACUGCUCGUACCCUCAGGGCUAUGUGAAGCGUCAGGCCCUCUACGCCUGUAACACUUGUACACCGAAGGGCGGAGAAGCAGCAGGAGUGUGUUUGGCCUGUUCAUAUAAAUGUCAUGAAGGUCACGACCUUUUCGAACUCUACACUAAGAGGAACUUUCGUUGUGACUGUGGGAACAGGAAGUUCACAGAACUGCAGUGUAAACUGAACCCUGAUAAAGACGAGCUCAACAGUCUGAAUAAAUACUCUCAUAACUUCUUUGGAGUUUACUGCACCUGCAGUCGACCGUAUCCCGACCCUGACGACCAGGUGGAGGACGAGAUGAUUCAGUGUGUGGUGUGUGAGGAUUGGCUGCACGGCAGGCACCUGGGCUGUGUGGUUCCAGACGGUGUCGAGCUGCAGGAGAUGAUUUGUGAGUCGUGUAUGAAUAAGAAUGACUUCCUCUGGACCUACGCUGAUCACCUGGCAGUUCAAGGUGCGGCGGUACAGGUGAAGGAGGAAACAGGAGAAUCAAACGUAGACGUUCCUGACAAACAGCAGAUGGACGAUGUCAUCGAGCCCAGCAGUAAGCGGAGCCGUGAGGAGGCGGAGCCUAGCUGCAGACUGAAGGGACUGCAAGGGUCCGGUCAGAACAGACUCAGAUCAGGGGCCGUGUUCUGGCCGUCAGCGUGGCGCUCUGAACUCUGCUCCUGCAACACUUGCCAGGAGCGUCUGUCUGAAGCCAACAUGUCCUUCCUAUUGGACGAGACGGACACGGUCCUCGCCUACGAGAAACGAGGAAAGAAAAAUGAACAGAAACAACCAGGACACGACCCACUGAUGUUAGCGCUGGACAACUUGGACCGAGUGCAGCAGCUGGAGAUCAUCCACGGUUACAACGACAUGAAAACUGAACUGAAGGAUUUUCUGCAGAGAUUCGCAGCUGAAGGAAAGGUUGUGACCCCUGAUGACAUCCGUCAGUUCUUCGAGCAGCAGCAGAGUCGCAAGAGACGGCGAGUCGAUGGCGGACCUUACUACUGCACCUGAUGACCUUUGACCGCAAUGAAACGUGUGAUGACAUUAAUCAUUUCCUGUCGAUGAGCUGAUGUUUGUGACUCUCUGGACAUUGAAAAGUUUUUAUCAUGUGAGAAACAGUAAAGUUUAUUUCUCUUUUCUUAUGAAAACUAAUAAAACAACCACAAGACAAAA
Molecule: messenger RNA, 1478 nt
Organism: Scophthalmus maximus (turbot)
Lineage: Eukaryota; Metazoa; Chordata; Actinopteri; Pleuronectiformes; Scophthalmidae
Gene: ubr7
Product: ubiquitin protein ligase E3 component n-recognin 7
Exons: 12
Coding region: 192-1316 (374 amino acids)
Cellular component (GO): cytoplasm
Molecular function (GO): ubiquitin protein ligase activity; zinc ion binding
Source: RefSeq, a predicted model, not a curated record